AUGUCAGGCGCCUUUCCUGUAUACGAGUCAUAUUCUGAAUGUAUGAAAGAAUGCGCCUCUGUGGUUUCAUAUUGCGUCGGCCCACCGCCGCUGAUCGUUUGCCAAUUGAACGUGGUGGUUUUCUUGGCCUGCAUACUACUCGCUGUCUUUACAGGCGUUGCAAUACCUGUAACAUGCCUUCUAUGUUAUGUAACCAAUUGGUGCUCCGAAGUGACGCGGAUAUGGCGCCGCCGACAAGCUUCCGACGAAGAAGCAAUGAACCUGAAUCCUCGAAGUGUACAAGGUAAGCAGUAA
Messenger RNA from Cooperia oncophora, 294 nucleotides. Lineage: Eukaryota; Metazoa; Nematoda; Chromadorea; Rhabditida; Trichostrongylidae. The record is from the annotation of a GenBank genome assembly.